AUGGCAGCGGAGGUCCUCCCACGAUCCAGAUGGAGGAAGAAGCGUUCCCAAAAAGGGAAGCUCAAAUUCAAGCUUCUUACCCCACGGAAGGUCAGGCCAAAGCCGUCGCUAACAGCUAAGAAAGCGUCGGUGCGCAAGGCAAGGAAGAAGAAGACAGGAGCCGGCCGUGAUGGCGCUGUCGAAAACCCCGUGCGUUGUAGGCUCGACCUGGAGGAGGAAGCUGGCGAUGGCGGCGUCGGCGGAAACCCCCUGCUGGUGCGCCGCAGGCUCGACCUGGACGAUGCCAAGGUCGGCAGCGGCACACCGCUCUGUUGCUUCAGCAGGGCCACGCUCAUGGACAACCUGAGAUCCCUCGCUAGGCUCACCUUGGGCGACGACGUCAAGAAGCCACCCCGCACGCCAGCAUCGCCGAAGAUCGAUCUGCGUUACUACAGCCGAGCACAGCUGAUGGAGAACCUGAGGUCCCUCGCCAAGCAAAACACCCUGCUGCUACCCCUCGCCGUCGUCGACACCUCCACCACCUCCAUGGCAAAUGGGCAGGGCACCACCAAGGGCAAGAAGAAGAAGGCGAUGCUGACAAGACGGGUGGCCAAACUUGUCCUGAAGCCUUACAAGAGCAAGCAGCGGGCCGAUGCCGCUACUGAUGAAGAUGAAGACGCCAUCGUUGCUGAUGACGAUGACCCCAUCGCCAUGGCUCUCGCCAUUCGCAACGAGUCCGCUGGAACGGAGCUGAUGUACGUGCCGCACUGGGGGUUCGAGUCCGUGGUGCUUCCCGACGCGAAGACGCUGCGGCAGCUGGUGCGCAUCACCCCCGCGAUAGAGGCGGCGUACAACGAGCUGGUGCGAUCGGACGAGACGUGCUUGGGCGACGACCUGGACGGCGUCCCUGAGGGCCCUGAGCUGGAAGAGGAGCGCCAACGUUUGCAGGUCUUGGUGGAUAAGUUCAUGGGGCCUGCACGCGCAAUCAUCGGUAAAAGGGAGUUUUCGAAUUGGAAAGGAUCCGUACUUACUAACGUGGUCGGCACGUUUCUAACACAAAAUGUCACUGACGUUACAUCAAGCAAUGUUUUCAUGAACAUUGCUGCGAAGUUCUCCUUUGCGAAGAAUGGAAGCAAUGCCGGCCAAAGUACAAAUGUACCUUUGAUAACAGAUUGUGAUUCAGGAGUGUCUAAACGACGUGAUAAUAAGCACAUAAACCAGCUCAUUGCAUCGCUCAGAACAGGAGAAAUAUCAAAUUGGGACAAGGACAAAGAGCAUAUAAAGGAGGUGUUGAAGGAAAGGUUUGAAGAUUCGACGGCUAAGAAAAUUUUACAGGAUAUUAAAUCUUUCCUAGAGAACGAUACUUCUCAUUGGAAAUACCUGCUUGAGGAAGCCUACAAAAAUGGGUAUCAGAAGGAGGAAACAGAUGAAACAAUUGAUUGGGAGGCUCUACUGCACGCAUCGUUUGGUGAAAUUGAAGAAUGCAUCAAGGACCGUGGAACUCACUGCCUGAUGGCAUUCAGAAUACUGUUUUUACUCAUUCGGAUCAAGAGAGAUCAAGGAAGCAUUGACCUCGAGUGGCUUAGAUACAUCCCCCGUGCAAAGGCAAAGAAGUACCUACAGAGUAUAAUAGGGAUUGGAUAUAAAAGUGUUGACUGCAUCCGUCUCCUAUCACUGAGGCACAGAGGAUUUCCGGCAAGCUACCACUUCCAAAUUGAAAUAGUUGAUGUAAAUGUAGCUCGCAUAGUGACAAGGCUAGGAUGGGUCCCACUUCAACCUUUAGGUGAUUCUAUAGAGUUCCAUAUGGUGGACAAAGAACCUGUCAUGGCUAAAAUUCAGGAGUAUCUUGAGCCCUUAUUCUGCAAUAUUCCUUCACACAUACGGUAUGAAUUGCAUUGCCAACAAAUAACAUUUGGAAAGUUAAUAUGCGCCAAAAAUCGACCGAAUUGUGGCGCCUGCCCAUUUACCGAAGAUUGCAAGUACUACAAAAGUCUCUUUGAAAUAGCCAGGCACGACGCCCUUCUGAAGUAUAGUCAGAAGGAUGAAGGAGGGCAAACAGACAUGGUUGAAAGAAUAGAUGAUGCUGUAAUGGUCAAACCAAGUCGUGAACACAUGUAUCAGUGCCAAAUUGAAAUGGGAAAAAGUACAGAAAGGCAUAACACCGAGCCUAUUAUUGAGAUACCACCAACUCCACCACAUGAAUACCCAGAAUCAUCAAGUGAGGGAGAGUAUGAACAAGAGUAUCAGGAAGAGUACAUAAUCCCAGAUGGGCAUGAAAUCUUGGACACGUUUGAACCAAGGGUUCAUGGUGAUUGCAACCCGUACCUCUUUAUAAUUCGUGAUUACGAUGACCAUAGUGUGAAUGCUACAAUUCUGAUACCUUGUCGGACAGCAAACAGAGAAAUAUUCCCAUUGGAUGGUACAUACUUUCAAAUAAAUGAGGUUUUUGCAGAUCAUUCAUCUACCCGUUCACCUAUACAAAUAAAAAGGGAUAUUUUUUGGAACUUCAUAAGGUGUAGGGUGUACUUUGGCACAUCAUUAACUACUAUCGCCAGAGGUCAAACGCAAGAAGGAAUUCAACGUUUAUAUCAUUCAGGGUACAUAUGUUGUAGAGAAUUUGACCGCAGUUCUAGGCGUGCAACAAUAUUAUCUCCUGCACUUCAUACCAAUACCACUAAUAGAGUACAGCAAAGAACCGGCAAGAAAAGGCACGUGCCUAAUUCAAGCCCGAAUUCAGUGGAAGGCAAUGACAAAGAUAGAGGCCAAUGCAGUUAG
This is a messenger RNA of Miscanthus lutarioriparius, 2754 nucleotides long. NCBI's taxonomy places the organism in Eukaryota, Viridiplantae, Streptophyta, Magnoliopsida, Poales, Poaceae. The record is from the annotation of a GenBank genome assembly.